This is a messenger RNA of Caenorhabditis angaria, 1247 nucleotides long. NCBI's taxonomy places the organism in Eukaryota, Metazoa, Nematoda, Chromadorea, Rhabditida, Rhabditidae. The record is from the annotation of a GenBank genome assembly.
AUGAGUACAAUUUUCGAUAAACUCUCUGAAUUUUUCUUCAAAAACACUUCAACACCGACAAUUCAAAAAGCGAUUCCGACGCAAUAUCAAUUUAAUUAUCGUCAAAUUGUAUUGCUAAUUAAUUUUAUCUACACAAUUCCUUCAUUUUAUAUUUAUUCGAAAUGUCGCAAAUUGCUCAAGGAAAAAUCAAAUAAUCAUUUCAAUACUAUUUUCAGCAAUGAUUUUUAUAUUGUAAGUUUUAAAGUUCUGCUGAAAACAUCCUGAAAUUCAUAUUUCUCUCGCAGAAUGUUGCAUUAUUCAUAAUUGAUAUAAUUUCAACUCGUCUUCCAAUAUCAGGUCUAAUCAAUAAUUAUCCAUCAUAUUUCCCUGAAUAUUUCCCAAAACUCUUAUUAUUUCUUUCUUAUUAUCUUAUUUAUGCCAAUUAUUUUUCAAGCACUUUAAUUUGUUUGCAUCGUAUGACAAGUGUGGCUUUUUAUCAAAAUAAUGUGAGUUUUUGCAAAAAAAGAAGCAAGUUAGGUUAAUUCAAUUUGCAGUUUUGGAAACGCCACAUAAAUUUAAGUAUAAUUCUGACCUAUAUAUUAUCACUUAUGCUAACUUGGCACAUUUGGACAUAUGAUGUUUAUUAUUACAUUUUGGCGGAAAAUGAUUCGAGAUACCAGUUGACUUAUAAUCAGGUGUUUUUGACGAGAUAUGUGAGUAGACAGAAAUGCCUUGAAAACAAUUUCAUUUUCAUUCCGAAAUCUCGAUCCUCAAAUUGAAAUAAUAACCGAAAAACUCACAUUUUUGAAUAAUUAAUUGUUUACUGUUUCCAGAUUCGAAAUAGUAGUACCCUUUUCACAAUUUCCUUAAUUCUCGCAAUAAUUUGCAUAACUGCCAAUACUAUCACAAUCCUAAAAUAUAAUGCAAAACCUCCAACAAUCAAAAAACAUCGUCGAGUAGAAUUAGCAAUGUUUAUUAUAGCAAUUAUAGCAUGUUCCUCUUUAAUUUUUCAGUGCGUAAUUCAGGUAAGCCUAGUCUAACAUCACUUAUAAGCCUAAGCCUAUUUCUUUCAGAUUAUUGUUUUUAUGUUCACAGAUAACGACAUAAUUAGAGUAACAGCUCAAGAUUUGCGAAAUAUUUGUUUGGAUUUAUCAAUUUGCGGACCUCCAUGGGUUUUGUAUUUUGGAUCAUUUUCAAGACGAAAAAUUUUUGUGAAUCAGAGUAAAAAUAGAAAUGCUUCGGAAAUGAUUACAAGAAUUACAACAUGA